AUGGGUACUUUGCGCAAGAGCCCCUGGGGUUACAUUUCAAAGUGGAAGGAGGUUGAGUGGUCAUUGGUGCUUGUUAUGACAUACAUAACAGUCAGAGCUGAGUCCCAGUGGGUGGACGUACACUUGGACAUUUUCAAUCUGUAUUGCCUGUCAUACUCAAUUCAGUUUGAAGAAGGACUGCGAUAUGACCCUAAACAUUACCGAGAAGCAGAACUUGAUUGGAUCCCGGAGGCAGAAACAUGUGCUGAUCAUGAGGCCAAACUUAAGGGCAAGGAUUGCGGCAUUAAAACUACAUUGGCUGCGGGGUCAAAGCAGGGCGCAGAUCCCAAGGAAAAACAUGAAGAAGAUGUGAUAUUGAAGGAGAGGGAGACAGCAAGUCUUCAAUUCACACUGUUCGCUCAUGGCUCAUACUGCAGAGCAGAAGAGACUUCAGAUGACAACGAUGAAGAUCUAUGUGCCAUCACAACAGAUACAACAGAUGUUGUUAACAUUCAUCUCACAUGUGAUUCAGGUGAGAUUGGCGCAUGCAGGUGUGAAGAUGACCCCCUCCUCCUCGAAAACAGGGAGCUGAGACAGGAGAUAAGUCGACUAAGGGAGGAACUUGGCAGGCACAAAUGGGGUGUGGAACGCAUCAAAGACAAUGAUGGAAUGACAAAGUUCUACACAGGAUUACCGUCAUUUGCCAUCUUUUUGUGGCUGUUCAAUUACCUUGCACCUAAAUGCUCAAGAAUGACCUACUGGAGAGGACAGGGCCAAACUACUGCCAGUGAUAGGGUAAUGCGAAUCAGUUUUCUACUGACGAUGUCUAUAGGACCCAAGCAAUAGCACAGCUUCGCAUACAUGUAGAGAGGAGCAUUGGACGAGUUAAGAAUUUCCACGUUUUGGAAGGAGUGGUCCCCCUUAGCAUUGUGCCUCUCAUCAAUAAAAUUUUUCAAGUUUGUU
Magallana angulata is the source of this 942-nucleotide messenger RNA. RefSeq lists its product as uncharacterized. The transcript has 6 exons. Bases 1 to 825 code for a protein of 274 amino acids. The record is from RefSeq and is a predicted model, not a curated record. NCBI's taxonomy places the organism in Eukaryota, Metazoa, Mollusca, Bivalvia, Ostreida, Ostreidae.